Benincasa hispida (wax gourd) is the source of this 2010-nucleotide messenger RNA. Its product is annotated as L-ascorbate oxidase homolog. The record is from RefSeq and is a predicted model, not a curated record. Gene Ontology annotation, molecular function: copper ion binding; oxidoreductase activity. Lineage: Eukaryota; Viridiplantae; Streptophyta; Magnoliopsida; Cucurbitales; Cucurbitaceae.
CAGGUAAAGAACUUUGUUCUCUUCCCGCUCUGUCUCUAUUUAAUCCCUUUAUCCACUCCAGUUGUAUUCAAUCAACCUUCUAGCUGUUACCCACUGACCCUAAUAAAAGGGUUUUCAAAUUGCCAUAAAAAUAAGACUCUCUUCAAUACUUCAAUCUCUAUCUCCUCUGCAUUCUCUCAAUCAAGUAUCCAUGGAGAAACAGGGUUUGCUUAGACUGAUUUUUGGAGCUUUGGCUUUGCUGAGUGUUUCAUUAGUGAAUGCUGAAAACCCAUAUAGGUUUUACACUUGGACUGUAACAUAUGGGACCAUUUCUCCUCUGGGUGUUCCUCAACAGGUAAUCCUCAUCAAUGGUCAGUUUCCUGGCCCUAAACUGGAAGUAGUGACCAAUGACAAUAUCAUCCUUAAUCUUUUCAACAAGCUAGAUGAGCCUUUGUUACUUACAUGGAAUGGGAUUAAGCAAAGGAAGAACUCAUGGCAAGAUGGAGUGCUUGGGACCAAUUGUCCAAUUCCUCCAAACUCCAAUUAUACUUAUUCCUUCCAAACCAAAGAUCAGAUCGGAUCUUUUGCAUACUUCCCUUCAACUCAAUUUCACAAAGCUGCUGGUGGAUUUGGUGCCCUGAAUGUCUACCAGAGACCAAGAAUUCCGAUUCCCUAUCCUAUUCAAGAUGGAGAUUUUACUCUACUUAUUGGUGAUUGGUACAAGACCAGUCACAAGUCCCUGCAAGAAUCUCUAGAUGCAGGAAGAUCUCUUCCCUUGCCUGAUGGUGUCCUUAUUAAUGGACAAACUCAUAGUACUUUCACUGGCGAUCAAGGUAAAACUUACAUGUUCAGGAUCUCAAAUGUGGGUUUGUCAACAUCUCUUAACUUCAGGAUUCAGGGACAUAAAAUGAAGUUAGUUGAGGUUGAAGGAUCUCAUACCCUCCAGAACUUAUACGACUCCCUUGAUGUCCAUGUCGGUCAAUCUUUAUCGGUUCUAGUUACCUUAGACCAGGUCCCAAAGGACUACUACAUCGUUGCAUCGACACGCUUCACUAAAAUUGUACACACAGCAACUGCAGUUUUGCACUACUCAAAUUCCAACUCACCUGUUUCUGGACCUGUGCCUGCUGGCCCUACCAUCGAAGUAGAUUGGUCUGUUAAGCAAGCCAGAACUUUCAGGUGGAACCUAACAGCAAAUGCAGCUAGGCCUAAUCCUCAGGGCUCUUUCCAUUAUGGGAAGAUUAUCCCGACAAAGACGAUUGUUUUGGCGACAUCUGCUGCUUUAAUUAAUGGGAAACAGCGAUAUGCCAUCAACAGGGUCUCAUAUGUUAAUUCUGAUACCCCUCUAAAGCUUGCUGAUCACUUCAACAUCCCUGGUGUUUUCUCUGUAGAUUCCCUCCAGAGCCUUCCUUCUGAUGGCCCUGCCUUCAUUGCUACCUCUGUAUUACCAACAGCUCUCCACGAUUUCGUCGAAAUUGUUUUCCAAAACAAUGAGAAUACCGUGCAGUCCUUCCACCUUGAUGGUUAUGAUUUCUGGGUGGUUGGGUAUGGCUAUGGACAAUGGAGUCAAGACAGCAGAAACUCCUACAAUUUAGUAGAUGCUCUUACCAGACACACUGCGCAGGUGUAUCCUAAUUCAUGGACAACCAUAUUGGUGUCAUUAGACAACCAAGGGAUGUGGAAUUUGAGGUCUGCAAUCUGGGAAAGACAGUAUCUUGGCCAACAAUUCUAUCUCAGAGUCUGGACUCAAACUCAGAGUCUUGCCAAUGAAUAUAACAUCCCUUCAAAUGCCUUGUUAUGCGGCAAGGCCGUGGGACGACAUUGAUGAAUCAUACAUCGGCAAUCUACUUCUUAGUCAUGAGAGUUUGACUACAUAACAUUGGAGAGAAGAGAUAAGAUAGGGGAAAUAGAGUGGACCAAACAAUGCAAAAUUUUAUAGUCAUACCUUAUUCUUUCAAUGGCUUGGAAAAUUCUACAUGUAUUGUUAUUUGAAGUGCCAUAUUCAAGUGAUGCUUCUAAAUUGUUCAUUUA